CAGCUCGCGAGAGACAUUCGUUCUGAGAAUGAAUCAUGGGCUCGGUAGGUCUGGGGCAGGUCAUUGUGUUAAACGUUGAAGUAUGGGUACGUCGGGUUCGUGUUGCUUUUACAUUUGUGUUCGUAAAUGUGUGUCGCGAUGAAUUCUGAUAUGCCGUGAAUCUAUUUUUUGAAUUCGCUUUUACUUCGACAUGUUGAUAAAUGUCAUUAAUUUUAACGUGACGUGAUGUAAUAUGAUGUGGAAGUGUUUCAAAGCGAAUGAAUGAACUCCCUAGCUUCUCUACGAAGUCAACAAGCGCUUGGACUUUAAUAUUGCACACCUAUAAGAGUACUGGAAACAGGUUAUGCCUGCUUCUUUCAUUUUUUAAUUCUUUGUGAUGGGAAUGAAGCGCCGUGGAAUGGGAAGAAGACAGGUGUUGAAUUUAAACGACAAACAAGAUUCUCCUCGUCGAACUUGGCAAACAAAAUAUCAGCAAAUAUGUUCAGACAACAAUCAGAAUGGUACUUAUUCAGAAGUGAUAUCUUCUACAUCUUCAAAAAGCCCUAUAAAAAAUAAUCCUUUAAGUGGCCUUCUGGGUCAUUAUUCUGACAGUGAUACUGAAGAUGAUCCAAGUAAAGAUGCCAAAGAUGAUCUGACCAGUCAGGUUUCUGAUUUCAUGAAGGAAAUUCAGACAAUUGCACCACCAGCUGAGCAGAGUACUCCUGGAACAUUGCCAGAACUUCCUGUUAUUGGCCCAGAAAAGAAAAAGGUGCUUGAAGUGCAACCUCAGCAAGUGUCUUCAAUGGCAUGGCAAGAAUGUUAUGAUGAAAACUCCGGCUAUGCAUACUAUUGGAAUAUGGAAACAAAUGAAGUGACAUGGGAAAUGCCUCCAGAAUACCAAGCAUAUAUGGAGAGUGUAUCAGCAAGUCAAGAAAAUAUUUGGGCCCAAGACCAUCAUAUGAGCAUAGCUUACAAUCCGCACAAUCACUUAAUGGCUCACCAUCACCAUGUACCUCAUAUGCCUCACCAACUUCAUCCCCAUCACCUCCAAGUUCCAGGAGUUCCAUCUGUGGUGGAUGCCACUUUCAUUGAUAAGGUACAUCCUCAAGGCCAUGGGGCAAUUGGAGUCGAGAAUCAGAGCCAAAAAUACAAUAGCACAAAUCGAGAGAAGAAAAAACGCAUGAAUAAGGAUGUUGAUUCAGAUGAUGAGAAAAUUGAAAUGAUCACAUCUUACGGGCCUGCUUCUGAUGAAGAUUCUGAAGAAGAAGAAGAUGAUGAUGAUGAAACGAGUUCACCAGAAAAAAAAAGGAAAACAACUGAGGGAAGCUCCAAAUAUUUAAAAAAUAAAACUUCACUACCAAAGUCAACCAGUUCCGUUUCCUCAGGACCAGAGGAUUUAGGUGCUCCAGGUGAUGAUGACUCCCGGGGAGAAGACUCUCCUCUGGCCAUCCAAUUGAAAAAAGAUUCUUCUGUGUCUAAAGUACAUCAAAUAAAUAAUUGUGAAUCUCAGUUAAAGCAAGACCAAUAUGCUGUACCUGAUUCUAGUGGAGAGAAACUCAAAUUAGACGCAAGUUUAAGCAGUGUGAAACCUAGUUCAUGUGAUGUUUCUUCUCAACAACCCAAAGUAUCUAUCUUUAAGGCUGAAGAAAGAGAACAUGCAGAAGCUACUGUAAGACCUGAAACUUCAUCUCCUCAUUGUACUGAAGCAGAAAUUGAGUUGGAAAAUGUAGACAGUGAAGAAAAGGCUAUACUCUCAAAACUCAGAAAGCAAGCGUGUUUGCUCAGAGAGCUGGGUGGUGAGGUACCAGAUGAAGUGCAACAUUUGAUAGAACCUGGUACAUCUGCUUCUCCGCUGCAAGCAGAUGAUGUAAUUGCUCAAAUUGAGAAAGAACUUCCUCCUGACUACAAAACAAAUAUUGGAAAAACGGUGUCCCAACAGGAUCAGACACAGAAGAAAAAACAAGUUACCUCUACUAAUAAAAGUGGCCCAAAGAUUUCUUCUUUUGCAUUAAUUGCAGGAUAUGGUGAUGAUGGAGAUGAUGGUGAAGAUUCUGAACCUGAGGUGGAAAAGCCAAGCCAAGGAAGUUUAAUCAAUGAAGUGGCUAAUGAUAAGAAGUUAGAAAAAGUUUCUCUUUUUCCAAUAAUAGGUUCCUCUGAGAAAGCAGACACAGAAAAUCAUGUGGAAAGUGAAAUAAAAUUAGUGGAUAAAUGUAAUGACUUGGUAAACGGUUUAUCCAUUAAUGAUUGCACUAGUGCAGCGAAAUUAUCUACAGUUUCUGAGCCAAGUGAAAUGGUGACUUCAAAUACAUUAGCCUCAUUGGAAUCAAACUUGCCUGACUCUACCACUAGUUGUAAAUUAUUUAAACGUAAAAAACGUUUAGAUGUUGAGGUUCUGCCGGCUGUGAGUAGUAAACAGACAACAGUAAUUACUCAGCCUGCUGAUAGUGAAAUUGAGAAAAAAUCUUCAUCAGUGGCAUUAGUUUCUUCAGUUGUAUCUUCUUCUGCAACAUAUCCUUCAUGGCCUUCAUACAGUUUAGAUCCUUGUUCAAGUGAGCGACGAGGUUUUGGGUUCCAAACAGACCAUGAAAAUCUGACAGUUGCAAAAGUUGAAGCAGAUGAUCGAAAAGCUAGUAAUGACAAUGAAAGGAAAGGAAUUACACAAAAGAAAGGCAUGAUCAAUUUUGUUAAAGCAGAUGUACUAAAUCCAGAAGUUCAUCCUAGUCUUGAAAUUGUGGAGCAAGAAGAGGCUGUUGAAAAGUUGCCUCUGCAAGAUGAACGAAAAGACACUACAAAAGAAACCCAAGAUGAAGACAAGAAAAUAGCAGAAAUGGCUGAACUUAUUGUUGAGAAAGUAAACUUUCUUGCGGAGGGGAAAGAACCUGUUCCUCCUGUUCAAGUUAUGGCAAUUCAAAUUAAGACCCUGGCAUCUGCUUGGGAAACAGGUGCCCUGUCCCACACCUACUGGUCGAGCUGGCUGGCAGACACGUCAACUGAACUCGUUCGUCUUGAGCAGGAGGCUGCUCCUAGCGGUUGGGCUUGUGAAUGGGAUAGGUACAGUAUCCACUUUAGUAGCACAUUCUGUUCCUUAUCCUGUGACUCAAGCCUGUUCUGGACUCUGUUUUUCAAGUAAAUGUACUGGAAAGACUUUGACCAUUAAUAGUAAACUAAUUAACUAUUUCACUAUAAAGAAGGAAAAGUUUUUUUCUUUUCCAAACUUAUUGAAAUAAGCUAAAAAAAAGUGUGAAGAAGAAAUGGAAAAGACUGGCAUGAAAAGGUAAAAGUCACACAAUGGGCUGGAGUUAGUUCCUGAGGACUACAUUCUCAGCUUGCCUUGGCUGACGGAUCCUGUGGAACAAGCCGUGAGAAGCAGCAUGCUUUGCAGACAUUUUCCAUUGAAGAGGAUUAAUCGCAAAAGGUGAGGUCAUUUGUUUUGUGUAUAUUUGUGCUUCUCAAACUGGGAUGGAAGUUCUUUUUUAACGUAGCCGCAAGUAAUAGUUCUAAUCAUAUUAAUUAUGAUAUUGUUAUUAAAAACAUUGCAAAAUGAUUUUUUUUUAAUGUAGUGAAUUUGUUCUGUUUACUUUAUUUGGAACUUGGAGCAGAACAUAAAGAUGAGAGUUAGGAUUUAUUGGAAAUAAGAAUGCAUUAAAUCUGAAGUUGUAUAGAAGGAAGUCAUUUAUAAGUUGUCUUGUGUUUAAUUUACAAUUCUUGUGUGUAUCGUGUGUGUGUGUGUGUGUGUGUGUGUAUUCCAGAUAAAUAGUGUCAUCAGGACUGUCUUAAACUUGCUUAUCAGGAUAAAUUAAAUUAUUGAAACAAAUUGAAAGUUAUUCAAAAUGGAGAAAAAUUCAAAAAGUAAAUUUUCCUUGAUUUUCAAAAGUAUUGUAAAAUGUAUUUUGGGUUAUUUAUGCAGUAAUGUUAAUAUUGUGCUGUGUAUUCAUGGUCAUUAUCUUCAAGAUUCAUGCUUUUGUCUUCUUCAACAGGCAUCUUCUGGCAGGAUGCUCAUCAAUAGACUGCCAGAAAUCACUUCAGUUUGCUGUGUGCUACUUAGCUCUGUCCUAUCCCCAUUUUGUGCUCAUAAAUUCCAUGUCAAAGUAGCUAAGUAGCACCAACAGCGUUCAGCAACAUGGACCAGCCUUUCACAACUGAAUUUGCACAUUGCUGUCGCCUCCGCCGUCAGCGUGAAGAAUACUUCUCAGAACUUUCUAGUAUGAUUUUUUUAUCAUGCCCAAUCUUUCAUCAAUCCACCCAAUCUCUUGUAACAUACAGAAAGGACAAGGUGAAUGUCUGAAUAAUUGGGGAAAAAAAAGAAAAAAGUUUUACUUUGAAUAUGUAGGCGUUACUCACAUUUUUCAAAUGGAAAUAUUUUGUACAUUAGUUUUAUAUUAAUCAUAAUGAAAAACAUUUACCUUGCACAAUAUUUUUACGUAUAUUUUACAAAAUAUUUGGUGGAUUUGAGAAUAUUGAAUUGUAAAAAAAUCACACUAGAAUAAAAUGCUGUAUUGUCAUUUUAGGCUUUUUUGUAUGUAUGUAUAGUGAUUGUUGCAUCUUUUCACGUGGAACAUAAUAGUGUGGUCUGGGAGAGCAAUGGUGAUAUGUGAUAUUGGGAUAUCUACUCAAGAAGAGUAGUUUAUUACUCAACAGUAUUCUUUAAAUUCAUAUUCUAUUGAAAUUUUUUAAAAUAAUUUAUGUCAUCAAGAAUUAAAGCAAUUUAUUUCAACUAUAAGGGAACACUGAAACUCCAUAAAAAAAUGUCCUUACUUUUUAAUGAUUCUACAAUGCCUUGUUGAUUAUGAAUUUGUGCAUUGCCCCUUAUCCAGGAUUAUUCCAAUAUAUAUGAAGUAUAAUAAGUUGGAUGCCAUUGUUAUUGUUAAGAAACAGACAUAUUUGUGGGAACAAGUAUUCUGGUGCAUUAUACCAACUGUAGUUUAUUACUUGCAAUUUCUUUUCUUUCUGCAUGCACGCUGGUGUAGGUCAUACAAGAGAUAUUUCUAUCGCAACCUCUCCAGUGGGGAGACCCAGUGGGAGUAUCCAUCGACUUCAGAAGAAGAUGCUAUGGAGUUGUGCACAACACCCCCUCCACCACCUCCACCUAUAAUAUCUCAAGGUGAAACAUCCAAUUCAAGCAGAAUUUCUACUAGGAAGGAAUCUGGCUUGUCAUCACCUGUUUUAAAAAAGAGAAAGACUGAAGAUACAGUGACAUCAAGCUCUGAAGAUUCAAAGGAUCUUCCUGGUGAACUGGUAUCUGACAUUAAUAAUGAUGCCAAUACUACAGAAUCACCAGUAACACCACCUCCACCACUACCCCCUCCUCCAUCUGCACCUCCUCCCCCUCCACCUCAACCGCCAACACCACCACCUCCUCCACCACCCCUUCCAUUGGCUGAUGAAUUGCCGCCACUGCCUCCAAACACUCCUCCUUUACCUCCUAAUUCACCUCCCCCUCUGCCACCUUCUCCUCCAUCCCCACCUCCUCCCCCUCCUCUUCCUCCUCCUGCUGUUCAUUCCCAUGGAGGUGAACUAGGAGAACCUUUACCUCCCGGUGUAGAUCCUCCAGAACUUCCAUACAUUGUUGCUCGACCUCCUCUCUCCACAGCAAAUUCUUAUUCAAGUCAUUCAGCAUCAGCAGCUACAGGAUCUCUUCCAAAUGACUCUGUGUUUGGACCACCUCUACCUUCUCAGUCUCCCCCAGACACAACGGAUGUCAAUAUGACGCCAAUUAUACAUGACGAUGCCCUUUCUUUAGGGCCAAUUACUCAUCAUCUGCAAGCACAAUAUGUGAUGGGAAACGCGUAUCAGCAAACUGCUAUGGUAACUUCAACUAUUCCUGCAAUACCAAUGGCUGCAGCUCCAGGAAUGGAGUACGGUCCUGUUCCAUACGUUCCCGCAAUUACCAUGUCUGCAAUUCCUGCAACUAAUGUCCAUGUAAUUGCAAAACCACCAGCCAAAAAAGCUAAAUCAUCUCUUCAUGAUGAAUUAGACUCUUUUUACUCUGAUCUGGCAUCUUUAGAAUCAGUGGGAAGUGCACCAGCUGCGGCCCCAGAUGCAGCGGUUGAUCAGUUUUUAACCGAGGACAGCCCUUCAACCAGUGCAUCUAUACCAACUCCACCUCAACAGCAUCAUUUACUGCAGCAGCAGCAAGUACAAAAAAGAAAACAGCAGCAGUCACCCCAACAAUGUCCAGACUCAAAUUCUUUGCUUCAUGGGUCAGUUGUUGCUCACAAUAGUCAAGCAUCAGGAGCAAUUAUUGAUGAUGUCCCUACUAAGUCGACUGAUGUUAAUGCUCAGGAAAAUCGCAAAAGAAAAAAGCCAAAAUUAGCACCAGGAUUGGCUCUGAAGAAAAAAGGUGUGUCAUCACUGGUAGCAAAAUGGCAGCAAGUGCAGCAAGAAGUGAGGCGUGAUUUUAAGAACCUGGAUGAAGAGGAUGGUGUCUCAUCAACUCACAAUUUCCUUGCUUUGCCAUGGCAAGCAGUGACAACUAAAGUUGCUCUGCACCCCGCAGGUAAUACCAUGUUCAGUAAUGUCUCCUACACGUAUAAAAGUUUCUUCAAGUAUUGUCUCAAACUGUUCAACCUUCUUAUGUAUGUACUGAAUAUUUUGGUGAAGUACAUUGAGGACACUAUUUUGUUUUAA
This is a messenger RNA of Gryllus bimaculatus (two-spotted cricket), 6606 nucleotides long. NCBI's taxonomy places the organism in Eukaryota, Metazoa, Arthropoda, Insecta, Orthoptera, Gryllidae. The record is from the annotation of a GenBank genome assembly.